Onychostoma macrolepis is the source of this 4139-nucleotide messenger RNA. It is a transcript of the gene grip2b, whose product is annotated as glutamate receptor interacting protein 2b. The transcript is spliced from 23 exons. Gene Ontology annotation, molecular function: protein binding. Gene Ontology annotation, biological process: neurotransmitter receptor transport, endosome to postsynaptic membrane. The record is from RefSeq and is a predicted model, not a curated record. NCBI's taxonomy places the organism in Eukaryota, Metazoa, Chordata, Actinopteri, Cypriniformes, Cyprinidae. Bases 1 to 3216 code for a protein of 1071 amino acids.
AUGGAUAGAGUGAACCGGGUUUUAAACAUCGUAAGACAGAUGUCUCCCAGGAAAAGGGAAAGAGGGUCUCAUUGGGAGGCAGAAAGCCCGGAGACCUGCGAGGAGAGUCUGUGCUCUCUCAGCCUUUGCAUCAGCGAUGAUGGGCCAUACUCUAAGGGGAACAAGGACUCAACGGGGCCAGACAACUCGCUCACAUCCAGAAGACAAAGCAUCCCAGAACUGCGUGGGGUUACACUGGUUGAGCUGAUUAAGAAGGAAGGAAGCACUUUAGGUCUCACCAUCUCGGGCGGAACAGACAAGGACGGCAAACCACGCGUCUCCAACCUGCGGCCGGGUGGACUGGCGGCUAGGAGCGAUCAGCUCAAUGUGGGCGACUACAUCAAGUCAGUCAAUGGCAUCAACUUGACCAAGCUGCGUCACGACGAGAUCAUCAGUCUGCUAAAAAACGUAGGCGAGCGCGUCGUGCUGGAAGUGGAGUAUGAACUGCCUUCACCUGCGCCAGACAGUACCUCAGGUGUUAUUUCCAAGACAAUCGAGAUCUGUUUGCAGAAAGAGGGCAACAGUUUCGGCUUUGUUAUGCGAGGUGGAUCCCAUGAGGACUGGCACAGAUCUCGUCCUUUGGUGGUCACACACGUCCGACCAGGUGGUCCUGCUGACAGGGAAGGGACUCUAAAAGCAGGCGAUCGGAUCUUAAGUGUGGAUGGUGUGGUUUUACACAGUGCCACUCUGAGCGAUGCUCUUACAGUACUGACUCAGUGUGGCCAGGAGGCUCUGUUCCAGAUCGAGUACGACGUCUCCAUCAUGGACUCGGUGACAAACGCUUCAGGUCCUCUGCUGGUGGAGAUUGCCAAGGCACCUGGAGCCAGUCUAGGAAUCACUCUGACCACUGCCAUGCACAGGAACAAACAGGCCAUCGUCAUCGACAAGAUCAAGCCCGCCAGUGUGGUGGACAGGUCCGGAGCGUUACACGUGGGUGAUCAUAUCCUGUCUAUAGACGGCACCAGCACAGAGCACUGCUCCGUCCUGGAGGCCACGCAGCUGCUGGCCAGCACUACUGAUCAGACCAAACUAGAGAUCCUCCCCGCACACCAAACACGCCUGCCCGGGAAACCCCAGGACACUGCGGUAGUCUGCACUAACUUCUCUCCUGGGUCCACUACCACAUCAGGCAUGACCAGCCAGGGUUCCAGCACGCUGCCCCGGGCCGCUCCUCCCAUGAGCCCACGAAACUCCAUGCUAAAGAGACGACAAAGGAAAAAAGAGCACAAAAGCUCCUCUGUGUCUUUAGCCUCAAGUUCUGUGGGCCCUGGUGGUCAGAUCAUCCACACCGAGUCCAGUGAAGUCACUCUGAGAGGAGACCCUCUAAAUGGGUUUGGCGUUCAGCUGCAAGGUGGAAUAUUUGCGACAGAGACCCUCUCUGCACCCCCUCUUAUCCGCUUUAUAGAACCGGACAGCUCGGCCGAAAGGUGUGGGCUUCUCCAGGUUGGAGACAGAGUCUUAUCCAUCAACGGAAUUCCUACAGAAGACGGAACGCUGGAAGAAGCCAAUCAGCUGCUCCGGGAUGCUGCUCUGGCCAAUAAGGUCACGCUAGAGAUUGAGUUUGAUGUAGCAGAAUCUGUUGUGCCUAGCAGUGGAACAUUUCAUGUGAAGCUGCAGAAGAAACGAGGUGUGGAACUGGGCAUCACAAUCAGUGCCAGUAAGAAACCAGGAGAGCCUCUUAUCAUAUCUGACAUUAAAAAAGGCAGCAUGGCACACAGAACAGGAACUCUGGAACCCGGAGACAAGCUGCUGGCCAUAGAUAACAUCCGUCUGGAGAACUGCUCCAUGGAGGAUGCCGUCCAGAUCCUCCAGCAGAGUGAAGACCUGGUCAAACUCAAAAUCCGCAAGGAUGAGGACAACUCAGACGAGCAGGAGUCGUCCGGCUCCAUCAUCUACACGGUGGAGCUGAAGCGCUACGGCGGCCCGCUGGGCAUCACCAUCUCCGGCACCGAGGAGCCCUUCGACCCCAUCAUCAUCUCAGGCCUGACCAAGAGGGGUCUCGCUGAGAGGACUGGAGCCAUUCACGUUGGCGACCGUAUUCUGGCCAUCAACAGCGUCAGUCUGAAGGGGAAGCCGCUCAGUGAAGCCAUACACCUGCUGCAGAUGGCAGGAGAAACUGUCACCCUCAAGAUCAAGAAACAGACCGACACUCCAGAUGAUAAAAAUAAAGAGAAUGAUCUGGAUAACGAGCUCAGCGAUAACGAGGAUGAGAUGACCGACUCGCAGAAGACCAAUAAACUGUCGGAUAUUUAUUCCACCACCAUCCCCAGCGUGGAUUCGGCCAUGGAGUCGUGGGACGGCUCGGGAAUCGACGGCGGUUACAGCAGCCAAGGUGCCUACACCCAUCAGGCCGCUGGGAUUGCGCUACACCCUCACGAGUGGCGUAACAGCAAGCAGAGGAACAGCACACCUCCUCCGUCCCGCCGCAAAAACUACCCCUUCAGUGAUGGAGGAUUCAGUGAAGACGACUGGGACAAAGCUGCCGGAUACAGCAGCCAGCCGCAUACCGACGGCCUCAUGAUGGAGCAGGAGGACAGUUUCUGGUGCCAGGCCCUGGAAGACCUGGAGACCUGUGGCCAGUCCGAGCUCCUGCGCGAGAUCGAGGCAUCAAUAAUGACCGGCAGUGCCCUGAGUUUGGGUGUAGAGGGGGGAAAGGCCCACGGCGAGACGGUCAACCAACCUCACCUCAGCCCUCUGAGAAAAGCCCCGCAUCUCCUCAACGAAACCAAGAACAAGAGCACGCUUCGUAUGUCCGAGAAGACCUGGGAGUCACGGAGGAUCAAAGAAGAGAUCCAGGACAUCCUGUCGCCCACACCGUUUGAGCUGCACAAGGUGACUGUGAUGAAAGACCCAGAGAGCGAUGACUUUGGAUUCAGCGUAUCGGACGGUUUCUUGGAAAAGGGUGUUUACGUGAACAUGAUCAGACCUGAAGGUCCAGCGGACCGUGCUGGACUCAAACCGUACGACAGGAUCCUUCAGGUGAACCAUGUGCGGACGCGAGAUUUCGACUGCUGCUUAGCUGUGCCCCUCAUCACAGAGGCCGGAGACAAACUUGAGCUGGUGAUUAGCCGAAACCCAUUAGCACAGCCGGGUGUCGCCCUGCCCCACGACUGCCAUCCACACUUCAACCCCGUAGGCCAUUCCCGUGAGCACCAGACCAGCACGCUGGACCUGUGACCAUUGGGUAACUCAGACUAUGACCACACUGGACCAUUUCUUGCAACAGACUAUCAGAAGGAGCCAUGAUUCACUGGUUUCAUUACAAAACUCAAAUGAACUGAAAUAUCCAGAUUAUAAGGAGUGAAACUGUACAACAAAAGAUUUGAGCCAGUUUUCAGUACAAAACUCGAAAGGAUCUGAGCCAGUUUUUUUAAAAACAGAACAAAACAAAACAAAAAAAUAUUGGACUACUACAAUGCAUACACCAUACAUGGACUUCACCCAUCAAAACAUUUUUAUUUUUAUUUUCUUUACUAUGGAGCCUAGCACAUGAUAUGGGGGCAAAAAUAUUAAUAUAAUGGCCACAAAAUAAGAAUUCAUUCUCAUGACUUAAAUAUUUUUCUAGUUUUCGUAAAUUGUGGCCACAUUGUACUGAUUUGUUUCUUUGUUUUUUGUAAAUCGUUGUCACAUUGUACUGAUUUGUUUCCUCAUUUUAGUAAAUUGUGACCACAUUGUAAUGACUCGUUCCCUAGUUCAAGUAAAUCGUGGCCAUGCUGUACUGAUUCAUUCCUUUCUUUCAGCAAAUUGUGGCUACAUUGUACUGAUUCAUUCCUUUAUUUUUGUAAAUUGUGGCCACGUUGUAUUGAUUCGUUCCCUCGUUUUAGUAAAUCGUGGCCAUGUUGUACUGAUUCGUUCCCUCGUUUUAGUAAAUCGUGGCCACGUUGUACUGAUUCGUUCCCUCGUUUCUGCAAAUCAUACUCGCAGGGAAUGUACUGAUUCAUUCCCUCGUUUUAGUAAAGCAUGGCCACAUUGUACAGAUUUGUUACCUCAUUUUCAUAAAUCAUGGUCACGUUGUACUGAUUCGUUCCCUUGUUUUAGUAAAUCGUAGUCACAUUGUACUGAUUCAUUCCCUCGUUUUAGUAAAGCUUGGUCACAUUGUA